Messenger RNA from Colletotrichum lupini, 1008 nucleotides. RefSeq lists its product as uncharacterized. The transcript is spliced from 7 exons. The record is from RefSeq and is a predicted model, not a curated record. Lineage: Eukaryota; Fungi; Ascomycota; Sordariomycetes; Glomerellales; Glomerellaceae. The coding region runs from base 1 to 1008 and encodes 335 amino acids.
AUGCUCCCGAGGCCCCGGCUCCAUCAUGUAUGGUUCUUUGAGAGCAAGGAAACUUUCAGUCUACCGCCCUUGUGCAUCGAUCCGCCCACAAAUGGUCAACUGCGGAUACCAACUCACAUGGUUUCUGCAAUGGUCAAUAUAUGCCUCUCCCUGUCCACCGCCGCCACCAUCAACCACCGCUCGUCCGCCAUUGAGGAUGGUGCUUGUGACCUGGUGUCGACCCAGUCUUUGGCGUAUCACAAUUCGUCUCUUCCCUCGCCGCCUCUGAAAGUGUUUAGGAAAGGAAAGGUGCCUUGCCGCCGCCGACUGACACCCGCCCGCCCCCGUGGGAUCCGAACAGCCAACAACGACCCAAACACACCCGCUCGCUACCCAUGUCUGCCAAGCGUGCCAGGCAGGCUGCAAAAAGUUACCCUCAGUCUCAAGGGAAGGGCAAGGGAAGCAAAGGAUCCGAACUUGUCUUGGCCUUUCUCUUUCUGCCUCUUCAUCCGCUUCCAGCUUCCGCUUCCAAAGCCUGAUGAGCACCCGACAAGGGACUUUUCAUUUAACCCUCGCCCAGCGCAGUCCAUGGCCGGGCCUGCUUACAUGUGGAACAUUGACGUGGGAAAGACCACUGCGAACAAAAUGAGGGCAUCGCACAAGCAAUGGAUAAUAAACAUCUUUGCCAACAGAGCGGCGCCAGCAAUCAGCACCCGCCCGGCCUGGACUAGGCCACGCGGUCGAAUUUCCGUCAUUUCUUCCUUCCAGACUGAUCCUGUCGCUGUUCCCGACAGACAGCCACGUCCAAUAUUCAGUAUUUUCCAGCCCUGGUUUGGCUUACUCUUACUGCUUAUCAUUGUUUUUGGUGGACCCGGCCGUACACUCAACUCGGUCACCGGAGGGAAGGCUUCGUGGGGUCCCGAGGCGAGUCUCUUGCUCGGCGCUCACCCAGUGGUCUCUAACUCUCACACUUACUUCCGCACCGUACCCCCAGCGUGUAUCUUCCUCUCACGGCAAAUCGUCUUCUGA